AUGGUGGUCUUGCAGAUGAGCGUGUACAAGGGCUCAGCAUGGCAGUGGAACGAGAAGCGUCGACAGUUCUACCUCCACCAGUUUUUGGCCGAAGAACCUGAUCUUAACUACCGCAACCCGCUCCUGAGGGAGGAAAUGAAGGUAAAUUACCUUACCUUGGCUGUGAUCUUUGGACGGCUAUUGGCAGAUCUGAGCCAAGAUGAGCCCACAGCCUCUGGCCCUCACGACCCGCGGGACUACAACUACCUCAACCACACCUUAACUACCAACCAUCCUGAGACGCUGGUGGUUCUGAGGGAGUGGCGUUUAGUACUCGAUCAGUACCCAAACAAGGUGUUGAUGGUGAGUCCAACAGGGGAAAAUAGUGAGUCAGUAAUGAGUUACUACGGUAACUCUACUCACCCCUUGGCCGACAUCCCACUCAACUCCUUGCUGAUCAACAGUCUAACGGAUCGCAGUCACGUGACUGGCCCAACUCUACGGUCCAUUAUUGGCCUUGGUCUUGACAAGCUACCCAAGGGAAAGUGGGCCAACUGGUUGUUAGGCAACGCGGACCAGAGACGGACGGCGACGCGCGUGGGCACCGACCUGGUAGAUGCCCUCAACAUGAUGAUCCUUCUACUGCCCGGUACCCCAGUUGUCUACUACGGCGAGGAGAUAGGUAUGGAGGACACGGCGAUCACCUGGAAUGAGACGAGGGACUCCCUGGGACUCCGCUGGGGACCCGACCACUACCGGGACCAUAGCAGGGACCCCGCCAGGACUCCAAUGCAGUGGGAUGACACUAAACUGGCCGGCUUCACUACAAGCAACAGCACGUGGCUUCCCGUCAACCCCAAUUACAAGACGCUCAACGUGAAGGGCCAAUCAGAGGCCCCUCAGAGCCACCUGAAGAUCUUCAAGGAACUGACGGUGUUGCGGGGACAGGAAGCCUUCAGGGAUGGUUAUCUGCAAUUUCCUGUGGUCACUAAAAACAUUUUUACGUUCAUCAGGUACGUGGAACGUGCCGACUCGUACAUGCUGGUCAUCAACACGUCGGUGGAUGAUGUUGUCGUCAACCUGCGCCUCAACUCCACUGUUCAACUCCCUCAAUCUGGCACUGUGGUCCUCCGUUCCUCGUCUGACACGUCCGCUGACACGCUGCCUGGGUCAGAGGUGCUCUUGGACGAGGUGCAUCUGGUAGCUGGCGAAGGACUGCUUCUCAAACUCUCCUUACAGUCUCCAUAGCUCCUGUCAACCCACACGUGUCAUUCACACACACACCUGUAAACACAAGUGUCAAAACACUGGUCCAUACACCUGCCAACACUCAUGUCAAUAACCAUAUUAAAACACCUGUCAACACACCUGUCAACUCCCCUCCCAGCGAGUGCUCACAUGCUUUACUCCCCCACAUCAAAGUUAUGUUCAACUAAUUAUUUUGAACAGUGAAAUGAAAGUAGUUAAGAGUCAGCAGGGGACUGUUCUCCCCCCCUUUCUCUUCACUCUCAACCUGAUCUAUUCUGUCUUCCUUCUCCUUCUGCUCCCC
Messenger RNA from Procambarus clarkii (red swamp crayfish), 1528 nucleotides. The record is from RefSeq and is a predicted model, not a curated record. Lineage: Eukaryota; Metazoa; Arthropoda; Malacostraca; Decapoda; Cambaridae.